This is a messenger RNA of Caenorhabditis auriculariae, 5378 nucleotides long. The record is from the annotation of a GenBank genome assembly. Lineage: Eukaryota; Metazoa; Nematoda; Chromadorea; Rhabditida; Rhabditidae.
AUGUCCUGGAACGUGAACGCCCCAAGUUUCGUCCCAAACGUGAAUGCGCGGCCGUUUGUGCCGGGCCAACGUUAUGAGUCGGAACCAGUUGCUCCAGCUCAACCUCCAGCGCCCGAACAAGGUAAAAAAUCAAGUUGAGUUUAAUGUUUAUACCCAAAAUUUCAGAUUGGGACGCGGAAGAAGAUCAAGCGGCAGUUGCGGCUCCUUCUGAAGCUGCUCCAGCUCACGUGAAUGAGCCGGCAGAGCCUGAAGAAGCUGUGGAGCCACCUCAGGAGAAACCUGAGCCUCAAGUAGAUGAACCGAAGGCCAAAGAGGUUUUGAAGAAAAAAAAAAAAAAUAAAAGGAGUUUUUUUCAGUCCACUCCAGCCAGUGACCCGGCGGACGAUAUUAUUGCGCCGAUCGCCAAAAAAUUCCAGCGCGCCGUUUUUGUUGAUGGUUUUAAAAAUCGCAGAAAUUUUUUCGAGUUCAAUAAAAAGAAUUUCAGACGGCUCACACAAGGAACACAUCAAUAUUGUGUUUGUCGGCCACGUCGACGCUGGAAAAUCUACUAUUGGAGGUUCAAAAAAAAGCGGAAUGAAGAAUAACUGGUCAUUUUUAGGCCAGUUGAUGUUUUUGACGGGAAUGGUUGAUAAGCGAACACUCGAAAAGUAUGAAAGAGAGGCCAAGGAGAAGGGUCGUGAGAGUUGGUAAGAGAUCUGACUUUUUUUUGAAAUUUCUUUUUUUCUUGUCAUAAUUCUUCAUCGUUUCCUUCCGUUCCAACUUCUAAAGUUUUGAAAACUCUAUACAAAAUUCUCAAUCAACUAAAGUUGUUCUUGGACCCUUUUUUUGUGAUUUUUGACCUUGAAGGCUUGAAAUUAUAAUAGUUUGAAAAAAUUAAUUUUUUUCUGAAAACCUUCCCCUUGUUGAAAAAAAUCUUGAAAACUGGAAAGUAAAAAAACCCAACUUUCAAAAAGGUCUUGCUUUCCCAGCUAUUACAAGCAAUUCUGAAUUUUUUUUUUUUUUCGUCUUCUUUUCUUGAUAUCAUCCUGACUAAGAUUUUUAAUCAAAUCCCUAGAAUCUCAAGUUUUCCAUUAACCUUUCAAGUAGGAAUUCAUCUUUUCAACAGAAGCUAACCCCAUAUUCUUGAAACAUCGAAAAUGCAGGUACUUAUCGUGGUGCAUGGACACGAAUGACGAGGAGCGCGAAAAGGGAAAAACGGUGGAAGUCGGUCGGGCCUAUUUCGAGACCGAGCGACGACAUUUCACGAUUCUCGACGCCCCCGGCCACAAGUCCUUCGUCCCCAACAUGAUCAGUGGUGCCAAUCAGGCCGACCUGGCUGUUUUGGUACCAAAUACCACAGAAAAACCCCGAAAAAAUGAUUAUUCCAGGUGAUUUCCGCGCGCCGAGGCGAAUUCGAAACGGGAUUCGACCGUGGCGGGCAGACCCGGGAACACGCGAUGCUUGUUAAAACUGCGGGUGUCAAGCAUCUGGUCGUUUUGGUCAACAAAAUGGACGAUCCCACGGUCAAAUGGGAGGAAGAAAGGUCGAGUUUUGGGGAUCCUCUAAGCUUUGAAGACAGUCGGAAAAAAACUGCUAAAAAUAUAUCAAAAAUUUCAUCUUUUUUUGAAAUUUUUUUACAUAAUGAAAACAUAUAGAGGUUUGAAAAAAACGGUUUAAAAACAACUAAAAUAAAUAUCUGGUUCAUUAUUUUUUUCACUAAAAUGUCAAUAAUUUAAUUAUUAUUCGUUUUGAUUAAGAAAAAUGAGCAAUCCCACUGUUAAAGGGAGGCGAUAAAGGUCGAAUUUCCGAGAAAUAAAAGUAUUAAAGCUUCGAAAAUUCGAAAAAUGGGUUAAAAAUAAGUCUCAUAUUUUUUUACAAUAGGCUUGACCUCAAUUUCUGAAAAAAUAGAAUAUUUAAAAAAAACUUGAAAAUCAUGCGUCCAUUUUUCUUGUUCAUUAAUUUUUAUUUUCAAAGAAAAAACUAAGCUUCAAAAGAUUCAAAAAAAAAUAGGAGUUUAUGCAAAAUUUAAGUUUUUUGUAAAGAAAAUCUUCUAAACCCUUCAAACAUCAAAAAAAAAAAAAAAUGCCAGAAGUUUUUCGAAAAUAAGUCAUUUCGAAGGAAGGACGAUUUUUCGAAAAAUCUGAAACCAGCAAAAAACACGUUUCAGAUAUAACUUUUAAAGAAAUGAUCACGAGAGAGUUUCGAUACCCUAGAGCAACGCGUUUUUGUAGUUUGUCUAAUGGUUGAUUUAGUUCUGCGAUUGAUUAAAAAAAACUUAAGAAAAUUGAUCAAUGCGAAUCUUUCCAUAAUUGAGUUUUGAUAUGAAUAUUGACACGAAAUUUCAACAAUAUUUUUCCAAAAAUGAGGUUUUUUUUUCCAAUUUCUCUUCAAUCCCUUCAAAAAAACCAACUUUUCCUAGCCAUUUCUGAACUCAACUCCUUUUCUCGGAGCGUUGACCGGUCAGCUGUGAUUUUAUUUCGACCGGUCGAUGGCGUCGAUCGAUCCGUUCACUCAUUUCUUAUGCAUUUCGAGAAGAUUCCCGGUCUUUUAUUAGAUUACCGAGUUUUUGGAUUGGAUGUACUUCAAAAAUUAAACUUUUCACUUUUUUUAGUUCGUAAAAAAAGUUGAUAAAUAAUCUUUUUUUCGCAACUCAUCGAAAACUUUUUGAAAAAGUAAGUUAAAAUUUGGGGUUCCGACAAAUUCUUUAAUAAGCUUGCGGAAGUGAUUGUAAAAAUUAAAAUUAAAAAAACUUCAAAAAUCUUUGUUUCAUUUUUUUCACUUUCAUUACUUCAAAGCGUUUUAUUGAAAUAUGGAUAAAGUUAAAAAUUUUUAAUAAUUUCGAAGUAAAACGGCAGAAAUUCAUUUGUCAUUUUUUCAAAAAUAACUUGACGAAAGAGCAUUGAAGCUUUCAGGAAUAACCAUUUUUCUCCUUUAGGUACAAAGAAAUCGAAGGAAAACUGUCGCCUUUCCUCCGCAAAUGCGGCUUCAACCCAAAGACGGACAUCACCUAUAUUCCGUGCUCGGGAUUGACCGGCGCUUUCAUCAAAGAUCGACCAAGUGCCAGCGACUGUUCUUGGUACACGUGAGUUUCAGAAAAAUGUUUCAAAAUGUAGGAAAGUUAUGAUAAAAAUGAUGAAUUCUUUGAUGAAAAUCAAGUUUUUUUUUUUCGUUUCUCUCAUGAUUGUAUUGUUCCUAGUGUUCGGGAGUUUCGAAAAAAAUAAAUUAGGUUUAAUUAGAGGAAAAUCAUGAGAAGUACACGUAUUCUCUAGAAAAAUAAAAGAAUCCCCAAAUAUAUACUGAAAGUUCAUUUUUUUACGCUUCUUUUUAGAGUUCUACUAUCACUGGUAAACGAAAGUUUCGAGAAAAUCUGAUGAGAUUCGAAAAAGAUUUUUUUCUUUUUUUCUAGUUUCUUUAUCUUUUCCUAUUUAAAAAUAUGGCAGAGCAAUUUCAGAAAAAUCGAAGAAAUCUUUCUGAAUUUGAAUUUUUUCUUCUAUCUGUAGAGGUUUGGUAAUGCAAAUUCUAAAGAAUCCACAAAAAAGGUAAAUUCUGAGGUUUUGAACAUAUGAUUUCCGAAAAGGUUUUGAAUUUUUCUCUUUCCAGAGGUGCCUGCUUCAUCGAAUUCAUCGACCAACAGCUUCCCUCCUACAAACGCGACUAUAACGGCCCCGUUCGCUGUAUUGUCGUCGACAAAUAUUCGGUAAAAAAUCAGAAAACGAAAAAAAUCAACGAAGAGAUUAAAUUUGAAGGAAAUGGGAACGGUUGUGAUUGGAAAAAUGGAGUCCGGUGUCGUUGAGAAAGGCGACACGUUGAUCGUCAUGCCGAAUAAGGUAAUUUUUUUUUAGGAAAAUGAAGGAAAAAUGCCGUCGGAAAUAGGUACAUAAUUAUCGCCGAAUCUGGAAUGUUCGAUAGAAAAAUGAGUUCAUUUGGGAAGGCUCCACCGCUUCAUAUAAUCUCGUAUAUAACUUUUUCAUCGAUUCAGCAACCCGUCCAAGUUUUGCAAGCUUGGAACGACGAGCUGGAGGUGGACCAGGUGGUCGCCGGCAACAACAUCAAGUUCAAGCUGAAGGGAGUCGAAGAGGCCGAACUCAACAACGGAUUUGUCAUCGCCUCUCCCGACUCUUUGCCCAAAGUCGGACGGCUUUUCGACGCCGAAGUGAGAGAAAAGCCCGAAAAAUCAAGUUGAGGUGUACCUUUGCAGGUGUUCAUCCUCGAGCACAAAUCCAUCAUCACUUCCGGUUAUUCCUGCGUCAUGCACAUCCAAUCGGCCAUCAAGGAGGUUGUCGUGAAGGUGAGCGACUGAAAAAUUCAUUUUUUUUUUUGAGAAAAAUGGAUAGCUUUUUUCUCAAGUGAUCUCUCGAAUCAUUCCACUUGAGGGGCCACUUUACUUAUUCUUAUUGUUUUUUGAGGAGGUUCUCGAAAAAGAAGCUCGAUAGAAAAAUUCGAAAGGAACUGCCCUUAUCGAGCGUUUUUUCCUUGAAUUAAAAUUAUUCUUCAAGAAGUUCUAUUUUUCCAAGUGAUCACUUGAUGGCUUUGGGUUCCACUUAAGGGAUCACUUGACGCCUUCAUAGUGCUCUUGGAAAGUUUAGACAGGAUAGUUCAAAAAAAAACUGUAUCUUUCAGUCAUGUUUACCUUGUAUUAUAGCCUUUUCUCCAAAAAAAAAAAUCUUUGAAUCAUUUUUUCCACAAAAAUAGCUAUACUUUUUCAAGUACGCGAAUUUCCAGGGCGUUCUAUGUACGAUCGACAAAAAGACGGGCCAAAAGACGAAAUCGCGAUUCGUCCGACAAGACGAGAAGUGUAUUAUGCGGUUGGAGAGCCCCGAAUCUUUCGUCAUUGAGCCUUUCAAGGUAUCAGAAUGAUUUGUGAAAUACAACAGUACGGAAAAAUAAUUUUUAUGAAGAAAUGUUGGGAAAUUUCGAAGAAAAAUUGAAAAUACCAGGUUUUUCCUAUCAGGAGGGGUUUUUUUUGAAGCUUGAAAGGAUAUUGAAAUUUGAAGUUUCCUUUUUUUCAGUUCAUGAUAAUAAUUAUUUUUUUGAAAAAAAUUAAAUUUUUGAGCGCUUUUUCUCGUAAAAGUUGCUUUUUAGCCAAAAAUGGGUUUAACAAUUUUUUUCUAUAUACCAAGUAAUUUCACAAAAAAACCCCAGGGGUCAUAUUUAUUUAAAAAAAUUGGCAAAAAAAUAAUUUUUUUCGUUUGGUUUUUUUGGAACUUUCUCCACCAACUUCUUAAAAAUCAAUUUUUUUGGAGUUUUCGAAGAUUAUAAUAGAAGUGUUUCCCACCUAAAGAAAAAAAUGCCAUUAACGGAAUUUGUCUCUGCAGGAUUACCCGUACCUCGGACGAUUCACUUUGAGAGACGAGGGCAAAACGAUCGCCAUAGGAAAAGUGCUCAAAGUUAUCGAGUAA